Molecule: messenger RNA, 1774 nt
Organism: Lepus europaeus (European hare)
Lineage: Eukaryota; Metazoa; Chordata; Mammalia; Lagomorpha; Leporidae
Gene: PDILT
Product: protein disulfide isomerase like, testis expressed
Exons: 11
Coding region: 1-1743 (580 amino acids)
Biological process (GO): protein folding
Cellular component (GO): endoplasmic reticulum
Source: RefSeq, a predicted model, not a curated record
AUGGAGCAACUCUGGAUGCCCGUUCUGUUGGUGGCCUCUUGUGUCUCUGCUGUCCACAGCUCAUUGGAGGAGGAGUCCGAUUUCUCCAGCAUCAACAUAACUAAGCCCUUGCACAUCCUGGAGGAAGGCAACCUGAUGGUGUUAACGCCUGCAGGCUUGGCUCAGAUGUUGAACCAGACUCGCUUCCUCAUGGUGCUCUUCCAUAACCCAUCCUCAAAGCAGUCCAGGAACUUGGCUGAGGAGCUGGGCAAAGCUGUGGACAUCAUGGGCAAAGGCAAGAACGGGGUUGGCUUUGGCAAAGUGGACAUCACCGUAGAAAAGGAGCUUCAGCAGGAGUUUGGUGUUAAGAAGGGGCCGUCCCUGAAGCUGUUUUUUGAGGGCAACAGGUCGGAGCCCAUCCGCUGUAAAGGAGUGGCUGAAUCGACUGCCUUGGUCGUUUGGUUGAGAAGACAGAUUAGCCAGAAAGCAUUUUUGUUCAACAACAGCCAGCAGGUGGCAGAUUUUGUGAGCUCCAGACCCUUGGUUAUCAUCGGCUUCUUUGAGGAUUUGGAAGAAGAGGUAGCAGAGCUGUUCUACGAUGUGAUCAAAGACUUCCCAGAGCUGACUUUCGGGGUGAUAAAAAUCAAGAAUGCCCUUGGGCGCUUCCACGUCAUCCUGGACAGUGUCCUUGUGUUCAAAAAGGGGAAAGUCGUGAACCGCCAAGAGCUUAUUAAUGAUAGUACCAACAAAUAUGACCUCAAUCAAGUCAUCAAACAGCACCUUACAGAUUUGGUGAUUGAAUACAACACGGAGAAUAAGGACUUGAUUUAUGAAUUGCACAUCCUGAAUCACAUGCUGCUCUUUGCCUCCAAAAGUGCUGAGUCAUUUGGUCUCAUCAUCCAGCACUAUAAACUGGCAUCAAAGGAGUUCCAAAACAAGAUCCUUUUCAUCUUUGUGGAUGCUGAUGAACGUAGAAACAGACGUGUGUUAGAGUACUUCCAGCUCUCAGAAGUCAAUAUCCCGUGUGUUCACAUCCUCAACUUAAGCUCGGAUGCCAGAUACAAAAUGCCUUCGGAUGACAUAACCUACCAAAACCUCAAGAAAUUUGGCCGCAACUUCCUGAACAAAAAUGCCAAGAAACAUCUAUCCAGUGAAGAGAUUCCAAAAUACUGGGACCAAGGGCCAGUUAAGCAGCUCGUGGGGAAGAACUUCAACUUGGUCGUCUUUGACAAGGAAAGGGACGUGUUUGUGAUGUUCUACGCCCCCUGGUCGGAGAAGUGUAGGGCGCUGUUUCCCCUGCUGGAGGAGCUCGGCAUCAAAUAUCAAAACCACUCCACAAUCACCAUUGCCAAGCUCGACAUCACAGCCAACGACAUUCAGCUGACGCCCAUGGACCGGUACCCAUUCUUCCGGCUUUUCCCUACUGACUCUGAACAGGCUGUUAAGUAUGAUGGAGAACACACCAUGAAAGGCUUUUCUGCCUUCCUGGAAAGCCAAGUGAAGACCAGGGCUGAAGAGGAAGUGGAGGAGCUGUUGCCUGUUGAUCAGAAUGAAGUGAUAGAAGAGGAGGCAUUGGCUAAGGAGGUGGGGGUGCCUUUGGUGGAGGCAGAGUUGCCGGAGCAGCAAUUGCGUGAGCUGCAGAACAUGACUACGCUGGAAGAGCCAGCUGGGCAGAAGGAAACAACUGAGGUAGAGGAGGAAGUCGCCGUGCCAGAGGGACCUCCAAGCCAAGAGAAGAAACCGGCAGUCAAGGAAGAACUUUAGCUUCUCCGAAGCUAGGGAGGAAGGUACCCAG